Molecule: messenger RNA, 787 nt
Organism: Phlebotomus argentipes
Lineage: Eukaryota; Metazoa; Arthropoda; Insecta; Diptera; Psychodidae
Product: baculoviral IAP repeat-containing protein 5.2-B-like
Exons: 3
Coding region: 112-513 (133 amino acids)
Source: RefSeq, a predicted model, not a curated record
GGGAAGAAGGCGUCUUUGAAUUUUGAUGUUUGUUUUCAUCGUGUGUGGAGCAUUUUUCUGAGUUUCUCGUGGAAAAUUGUAGUAAAAACUAGCGAUAGAACCAUUUUUAGGAUGAACAACAAUAAUUUCGACUACUUGUUUGAGCUGCAGAGACUAAAAUCCUUCAAAAAUUGGCAAUUCAGCAAGAGCAAGAAAUGCAACGAGAGAAAGAUGGCCCAGGCGGGGUUCUACUGCACCGGAAGUGAAAGUGCGGUGUGCUUCGUGUGCGGGAAGGAGUUGGACGGCUGGGAGGAGGAAGAUGAUCCGUGGGUGGAGCACAAAAAGCACGCUCCACAGUGUUCUUUUGUGAAGAUGAGAAAGAAGGAAACCGAUUACACGGUGAAAGAAUUUGUUAUCCUGAUAGAGACUGUGUUGAAAAAUCAGGAGGAGAAAGUCCACAUGGACGAUGUGAUGAAGUUUCGGGAAUUAAUGUACUCGAUGCGCGACAAGUUGCAGAAGAACUGCCGUUCUUAAUCAUCUCAUAGCAUUAAUAUCAUAUAGAAAUUCUAUUCCCGGACUUUACAUGUGACAGAGAAGAUGGAGAAAAGGACAUUUGAAGCGACUCCUCGUCUUGAAAGCAAUUUUAUUCAAACAAUCGAAUGUGAUGGAUAAAGGAGGCUUUCUGAUAAAUUCCCUGCGGAAACUCUAGAAGAUUUGUCUGCUGCUUCAAUGUAUGAGCUCAGGAGGUUUGAGAGAAAAGAGGAGAGCUAAUGGAAUGUCUAUAAAAUGGAAAAUAGUUGAUAUUUCA